Messenger RNA from Styela clava, 3786 nucleotides. RefSeq names its product ceramide transfer protein-like. The record is from RefSeq and is a predicted model, not a curated record. NCBI's taxonomy places the organism in Eukaryota, Metazoa, Chordata, Ascidiacea, Stolidobranchia, Styelidae. Gene Ontology annotation, biological process: ER to Golgi ceramide transport. Gene Ontology annotation, molecular function: lipid binding.
AACUACUUUUGUUCUAGUUGAAUAAUAAUGUCGGAUAGCCACCCUAGUUUAAACGCGUCAGAAGAGGAGGAUGAGUUUGUUUCUCAUUCAACGGAUUUACCGUCUUUCAAAGGAAUUUUAUCUAAAUGGACAAAUUACAUACAUGGAUGGCAAGACAGAUAUGUAACAUGUGGAGAUGGAACGUUGAGUUAUUACAGAUCAGCGAAUGAAACAGAAUAUGGAUGUAGAGGAUCUAUGAGUUUAGCCAAAGCAGCCGUUUCGUGUCAUGAAUUUGAUAAAUGCCGGUUCGAUGUUGCAAUAAACGACAGUGUUUGGUAUAUGAGAGCACCUGAUGAAACAACAAGACAACAAUGGAUUGAAACCAUUGAAGCGAAUAAGGACAAUGGUUAUCUUAUGUGGAGAUCUGAAUCAGGAUAUGGAUCAGAUGGAAGUAGUCUACGUCGCCAUGGCUCCAUGAUGUCACUUGGCAGUGGAUUGUCAAUCACCUCGAGUUCAUCAUUCAGAAAAGGUCGUGGUUUAUUCGAAAAAUUGGCUGAAUUAGAAACAUUCAGAGAUAUUUUGUGCAGACAAGUCGACACAUUACAGAAACAUUUUGAUGCUUGUGCUAAUUCUGAAGAACAAAGUGACAUCAGAGAUAACUUCGGCAUGGACGCAGAUGCUGAUGAUGAAAUAGAUCAUGAAGAUGAUAUAACGUUAACCAGUACUGACCCUGAUUCAUUGCAUAGAACUAGCAAUGUGACUUACAGACCAGAAGGAAUUGAUUUCAAAGGAGAAGCAAUAACAUUCAAAGCAACAACAGCAGGAAUUAUUGCAACUUUGUCUCAUUGUAUCGAUCUAAUGUCGAGUAGAGAAGAAACAUGGCAGAGGAGAUUGGAGAAGGAGCACGAGAAAAGAAGACGUUUAGAGGAACAACUUCGGCAUGCCGUAGAGUCUGCAAAACAGAAAAUUACUUUUGCUGGAAGCCCUGAUUUUGAAGAAGGACCACAAAGUACGAUUACGGAAGAAGAAUUUUUUGAUGCAGUCGAGGCUGAGCUUGAUAAACAAGAUAAAAUAGUAGAAGAUAGGGAACAUUCGAAGAAGUUACAAAAAGCUGCAAUCGAAAAAGAAAAAACAGUACACCCUUUCACUAGAGAAUUAGAACGAAGAAUACAUGAACAUUUAAUCGAUUCGGUGAAAGAUCCAAGUAAAGAUGAACAUACCGACUGGGAAUUGUUUGCUGAAGAAGGAGAAAUGAAAGUAUAUAGACGUGAACUUGAGGAAGAUGGAUUGAUAUGUGAUCCAUUGAAAGCCAUGCAUGCAAUAGAAGGUGUUACUGCUCACGAAAUGUGUCAUUAUUUCUGGGAUACUGACAUUAGAAUGGAAUGGGAAGCAACAAUUGAAAGUUUCCGUGUAUUGGAUGCUCCUGAUGAUCACACAUCCAUCAUUUAUCAAACACAUAAAAGAGUUUGGCCUGCGUCACAACGAGAUUGCCUCUAUUUAUCAUCGUUAAAGAAGGUCGACGAUAUGAUUCCGGAAGGUAUGGUACAAAAUCCAAAACCACACGAUACGUACAUUGUUUGUAAUUUCUCUGUUGAUCACCCUGAUAACAAUCCUGUCGCGGGAUGUUUACGAGCAAUCAUCAGUAUAGCAUUAAUAUGUGAAACCUAUGUUACACCGCCACCUAAUGGAGGACCAAUUGAUAGAAACUGCCUCAAAUGCAAAAUUGUUUAUGUCGCUAACAUUAAUCCCGGAGGUUGGGCACCAGCUGCAGUUUUGAGAGCUGUAUAUAAACGUGAAUAUCCCAAGUUUUUGAGGAGGUUUACCGCUUAUGUCAAGGACAAAACAAAGAACAGAGAGAUCUUGUUUUAAUUUUACUUUAAACAACGUCAAUAACAGUAUUUAAAAACUAAAAAUAAUGUAUUGGUCACAGAAACACCAUCAAGUUGCAUCAAGAGCCAGAAAUUUUAGAAUUCAUAUACUUUAAUAGAAAACGAUCAAACGUGUAUGUGAUAUUCCAUAUGAUAUUGAAAAAAACAAUGUUGUACAAACUUAUUUCCAUUUUUCUCUACGUGAAUUAAAUUGUAUAUGAUAUGCAACAUUGCACCCAUUGAUGAUGUAUAAUACUGGAUAAUUUUUUAUUUGAACAUUCUGGAAAAGUACUUGAAUAUGGAAUAUAUUUUAAAUGCAAUUCGACCUUCGAUAAUGAACGCUCCAUAAUUUUUGUAUUUUAUUACCAGAAUUGUUUUUAAUUUCAAUAAGUAAGCUUCUUUUUCAAACAUGAAGAUUAUAUAAAAAAGCACAUCAACAUAAUAUAAAAAAUGAUCUCAAAACAUGUAUACAAUAUCCAAAUGUUAAAUCCUAAAUGUUGCGUUGUAUUUUGUCAUUCUAACAUGCAUAUCUUAAUUCAAUUUAAUCAACUCUCAAUAAUUUACUAGCGUAGCAAUUAAGUUGAAACAUUUAAUAUAACAUGGGACCUUUGAAAGCAACCGAAAUUUGGCACUCGCUUAUAAAUUACUGUAAUAUUUGCAUUUUUUUAAUUGUAAACAUACAAUUGGCAAUUGCAGUGUACAUACACAUGGCUUUAGUUGAAAAAUAUGUAUGUCAGAGUAGACACGUUACAGAAAUAUAUUUGUGUUAGUGUGCAGCAAGACUACCUAUCGAAUUAUACAAUUUCUUGUCGUAAUUUUUUACUUGCUAAAAUUUCCUUUAUGUUUGUUUUGUCCAAAAUCCAUAGAUGCUCGGAUUCAUAAUUGCUGUUUUUUCUUAGCCCCAAGUUUCUUUUUUCAUUGUAACUAACCAUUUUCAUCCGUAAAAUACUGACAUUAAAAUCUGAACAAACAUGGGGUGAAGUGCGAAACAACUACUGACCAUGUGCAUAAUCCUUUGCUUAACAAUACACAUUUAGAUGAAUUUUCAUUGCUAAUCUUUCAUUUUUGUAUGUAAGAAUUUAUUUCUAUGUCAUUAUCAGUUGCUGAAUGAUUAAAAACAGUUUUAAACUUUUUUUUUCUUGUUUUCAGUAUGUUCGCAAAUUUUUUUUUUGCAGUGUAUUUUGUAUCUCUGAAUCAAUGCAAAAGAUUUCUAGUUUCUUUUUUUACCUAUAAGGGUUCUAAAUAUUGCUUUGUUCCGUAAUAUCCUUUGUUAUCUCAACUCACUUAAAAGAUAAAUAUUUCAGAUUGAAGACCUUAUGCAACCCCUUUUUGAACACAAAGAUGGUUCUGAAUCUCGAUUAUGUGAUGUCUGGGAUAUAAUCAACACAUAAUGGCUAGGUUUGUGUCAUCACUUAUUUUACGGCUAGACAAAGAUUGUAUUAGGGUCCUCACUCUUUCAGGUGCGUGGCCAAGUUGUUAACACGUUAGAUGUCCGCCAUCCCAGGAUGUAAUGAAUUGGUAGGUCGAACUGAGAUAUUCUCGGCCUUUCAGACUAAGUAGCUCCAUACAUAGAAAAAUAAGCAUAUAUAUGUUGUAUAAAAAAAGUAAAUCUAUGACCUAUAGGAGAAAUACCCUUUCACAUAAUUUUGUACAUUUUUAUCUGUAAUGUUUUGUCAAGGAUUCAAAAACGUAUGCCUAUCUCGGGCUAAUUUUCGCUUCCCUCUGAAUUCUCACCAACUUUUUAUCUCUUUAUUGAUUUGUAUUAUUUGAAUAUGAUGGCCAAAGCUGGCUGGAUGAAUAUUUAAUGUUUUGCCUCUUGCUAUAUUUUGCAAAUAGAAUAUUUUUUUUCAUGCACACAUUAACGUUAUACAAAGGGUGGUACUGUAACUAUUACUUACUGAUAAUUGUUUGUUACGCAUGAAUAAAUUUUAUAUAUGCA